ACAUUUCAGGGGCGUGGAAGUUAUGAAGAUCGAACUGAAAUGCUUCAACUUAUAGUUGAUCUUGUGGAGGCGAGCAUCUAUGCUGAUAAUCCUGAUUGGAGCAUUGAUGAGCAAGUAGCAAAGGACAUACAACUAAUAGACUCUAUUGCAGAGAAACAAGCUCUUAUUUUCUCAGAAGAAUGCAAGUUGUUCCCUGCAGAUGUGCAGAUUCAGUCAAUAUAUCCAUUACCAGAUGUUUCUGAGCUGGAGACAAAGCUUUCAGAACAAUCAAAGAUACUCUCGAAUCUUCAACAGAAGGUCACAGAUUUGGCAUCUAAGCAUGCUUACAAUCCAGAUGAGGAGUAUGCAGAGGUGGAAUCCCAACUUCGGGCUAAUCUGGAAUCUUUUCUUGAAACCGCAAGAUCAUUUAAUACAAUUUACACCAAGGAAAUUCGCCCCUGGACUCACAUGAUGGAGGUACCACAGCUUCAUGGGUUUGGGCCUGCUGCCAAUCGCUUGUUAGAGGCAUACAAGAUGCUUUUAAAGUUCUUAGGUAACUUGAGAAAUCUUAGGGACUCAUAUGCAGCCCUUGGUGUUGGAUCGUCUGAAACAAUUGCUGGCGAGCCCUCUUCAGUCACAAGAAUUAUUUCAGAGUGUGAAUCUGCCUUAACAUUUUUAAACCAUGAUCUUGGAAUUCUUUCGGCCUCAAUUGCGCGUGAGCAAGGUGAAAAGGUGACUUUAUGAAAUAUUUUUAAAAGAUAGGGAAGACUGUCACCUCCUCUACUUCUUUUUUUUGAUAUGUUUUCCAGUUAUAUUUUCCAAAGCCAUCUUAGCUUUUUGAUUUCUUUAAUCGCUUAAUUGAUUGUUAAUUAAAUUCCACUCUGAGGAAAUGAUGAGUCUUAGAGGCCACAUUUUUAGUUAUAGUAUGGUGUUUUGUAUCUGUAUCAUGGUGGUGUGUAAUUUGUAGAUAUGAAUUUCAUGACUUUUAUACGCUAAUAUUGCUCUAGUUACGAUUGAAUACGAUAAGGUUUACAUGAUUAGUCCAUUGUCCUUAUG
Molecule: messenger RNA, 1035 nt
Organism: Pistacia vera
Lineage: Eukaryota; Viridiplantae; Streptophyta; Magnoliopsida; Sapindales; Anacardiaceae
Product: AUGMIN subunit 7-like
Exons: 6
Biological process (GO): centrosome cycle; spindle assembly
Cellular component (GO): HAUS complex
Molecular function (GO): microtubule minus-end binding
Source: RefSeq, a predicted model, not a curated record